Messenger RNA from Rasamsonia emersonii CBS 393.64, 732 nucleotides. RefSeq lists its product as uncharacterized. The transcript is spliced from 2 exons. The record is from RefSeq and is a predicted model, not a curated record. Bases 1 to 732 code for a protein of 243 amino acids. Lineage: Eukaryota; Fungi; Ascomycota; Eurotiomycetes; Eurotiales; Trichocomaceae.
AUGAGCGGUUUGAGCGGUUUGAGAGGUUUUAUACGCACCAAAGACCCCCAACCACCCCCUCACCCCAUUGCCCUCCGACCAGAGUAUAUCGCUGAUUGCGAUACCCUGCUCUACCUCACCCCGCGAGGCAACUCGCGGUCGGACACGAACUAUACCGUCACAGAUGAGUAUGACCGCGUGAGGUUCACCGUCAGCGGCCGACGGUCGAGUGACCGCGAGUGUCGCGAAUUCCGCGAUGGCUCGGGCCUACCACUCUUUGAGCUCCAUCACAAGAUUUUCAAGAAAUACCCGUAUGUGGUCCGACUGCCAGGCUGCGAUGACGAGAACAAUCUGCUCAAGGUUUCUCCCCGACACCUUUCUGCGCUCUGCAACGUGGAAUUUCAGAAUGCCGCCCCAGCAAGGACGACGGACGUCAAGAAUCAUCAGGAAGACGAUGCCGAUAAAACGGUCAAACUGGUGGUCCAUUGCAAGAAUGCAUACGCCUUGCCCAACUAUGAGGUGAUGAUGGGCGAUAGGGUGGUGGCCGAUUUCCGGGAGAGUGUAGUGAAGAGCAAGACACUGACGACCCUGCCUUGUUCCCAUCUUGAGAGGCCAUAUAGACCCCGGCCAAUCCUCGAUCUUCGGGUGGCCGAGGGGGUGGAUUUGUCUCUGGUUGAAGACAACUAUAACGGUAUUCGAGUCAAGGACUGUAUAAAACACUGGAAUUAUCCGAGAAAAGAAUGGCAUCAUUAA